This is a messenger RNA of Saprolegnia diclina VS20, 1183 nucleotides long. RefSeq lists its product as hypothetical. The record is from RefSeq and is a predicted model, not a curated record. NCBI's taxonomy places the organism in Eukaryota, Oomycota, Saprolegniomycetes, Saprolegniales, Saprolegniaceae. The transcript has 3 exons. The coding region runs from base 25 to 1149 and encodes 374 amino acids.
UAAAUUUUCCCCUUCGACGCGCGUAUGGACAGCAACAAGAUUGGCCGGUCCAAGGGCGUCAGCGCCGUCGCCAACGUCGCGGCCAUGGUCGACGAUGACGAUGUGCAGGUGGCGGCGCGGCGCAAGGGCUUGCACGUCGUCAACGUCGCGUGGGAAGACUGCGCGCGCUUCAUCGACAGUUGCUGGGGGCCGUGCAUCUCGGACAUGACGCUCGUCACCCGCCGCACGCGCAUGCCUGUGCUCCGGGCGCCCAACUUUCAAGAUCCCAUCAUGCGCAUCCCGACGCGCCAGAUCAUGCUGACGGUCGGGAACGAGUCGCCGUACACGGACGCACCGUUGACCAAGAUCUCGCUCCAAGAGUACCUCGAGACGAUCGCCAAGUACACGGAGCUUGAGCACAGCUUGUACGCACCAGAGCACGACGACCAAGCGGUCGUGAGCACGCAAGCGUGUUUCUUGCCGAUUGAGAAGGAGGCCGAGACCAAGACCGAGUUCCACGUUGGCUUGUUCAACUACCAGUCGCGGGAGGAUGACCCGGCCGUGCUCGUCUUGGUCUGCACGGACGCUGGCACAAGUGCGCAAGUCGUGAGCCGGCGCGACACGGCCCUCUUUUGCAACCAUCACGGCAAGAAGCACUCGUUUGCGGCAGAGCGCUUGUCCCAAGACCGCGCCAAGCGAGGGGUCGACGCCACCGAGGACGCCAUGACGGCAGACGAAGAAGCACGCAACUACGUCAUGAUUGUCCAGAUCCCACUGCAACAAAAGCCGAAACCCCAGCUAAAGGUUCGUCGCUCCCGCUGCGUGAGGCAAAGUGUGGUCGCGAGUCCAGCACCGUCAACGGUGGAUGUUGAAGCCGCGAUCAUCAGCAUCAGCGACGAGGCCAAAGGCCCGUACCCGAAACUCCGUCGCUUUCGCCACGCGCAGCGAGACACGAGAUACCCCAUCCGCGUCACCGUGCAGUUUUACCAAGCGACGAGCAAUGGCGUCGUGACACCCGACGUCGUCCGGGCGCUGGCCACCAAGAUGGCGUCGGUCAAGACCAAUGCGACGUGGUGGGGGUCCCUCGUCACGGUUAACACGCCGAGCUCCGGUGUCCCGAACUUUGUAGCCACCAAGCAAGGCGCGAAGCGCAAGCGCAAGGAUACUUAAGCCUACCUUACGUGAUUGUGCUUCUACAGGGUCA